Prunus avium (sweet cherry) is the source of this 755-nucleotide messenger RNA. RefSeq lists its product as uncharacterized. Gene Ontology annotation, biological process: response to water deprivation; cold acclimation; response to abscisic acid. The record is from RefSeq and is a predicted model, not a curated record. Lineage: Eukaryota; Viridiplantae; Streptophyta; Magnoliopsida; Rosales; Rosaceae. Gene Ontology annotation, cellular component: cytosol.
AUCCAAGAAGACAACUUACUUUCUACUCAAAAAAUCAAUCUAUUUGUUUCUUUGUGUUAUUGUGUGAUCUUUGAAAAUGGCGCAUUACCAGAAUCAACAUGGUGCAACGGCCCAAUCUACAGAUAAGUAUGGGAACCCAGUCACCAGCUACACCGGAUCAGAGCCCCACCGCGAAAGGGGGAUGAUGGACAAGAUCAAGGAGAAGCUCCCAGGUACUCAUGACCCCUACUCAUCUAAUUCUCAUACAACCGGCACCACUGCACCUUACGGUGGAACCGGCCACACUGGAUCGGAGCAGCACCAUGGGAUGAUGGACAAGAUUACUGACCCCUACUCAUCUCAUACUCAUACAACCGGCACCACCGGAACAGGGCACCGCCAGCAGAAGGGCACGAUGGACAAGAUCAAGGAGAAGCUGCCUGGGACUGGGGGACAUACAACCGCCACCACCACACCUUACGGUGGCACCACCACACACACCCGUCAAAAGAAGGGCAUCAUGGACAAGAUCAAAGCGAAGCUUCCUGGUGGACAUCAUUAAAUCACUUCAUAUAUAUAAUAAUAAAUAGGGUUAUGUAAGAGAUUGAUACGCUAUGUGUCGUUUUGUGUUCAAUGUUUUAGUGUGACGUGUAUAAUAAGCGGUGCUUGGUGUAGUUCUUAUGUUUGUGAACACCGAGCUCUGCGCCAUGUCCUUUGUAUUUUGUGAUACAUACUUUGUAAGUCCUUUAUAUCUAUAUAUUUGCUCUUCUUAACAA